ACCACAUAUACCAUCUAUCUAUGGUACAUCCAUUAUCCUCUACGUGUGGACUGAGAUUGAUAUAUCCUAUCCUCCCCAAAUCACCACAUAUCCAUUCUUCUUCCCAUAUCACAACUGCGGAAUAUAAAAAAAAUAAACACUACGAUCGGAGUACGCACGUAAUUAUAAGUUCCAAUCAUAAAUAAAUAGCACAGCAUAGCAUCGGCCGUCGGUGGUGGUGCAAACUAAAGCAGGCCGGCCGGCCGGCUAGGAAGCUUGUGUGUGAGAGAGAGUGAAGCUUGGGUAGCUAGCUAGAAGCUUUCGAUCGAUCAGCAAUGGCUGCAGCAGCUCUUCCUUACUCAACAAUCACCCCCAAGUUCCGCUCCAAAACCUGCCCCAAGGUGUUGGAGGCACCUGAGUUUUGUGGUCUCAAAUCGAGUGGUUGUGUUUCCGCAAGGCCAGGAGCUGCAGCUUCUUCUUCUUCUUCUUCUUUCUCCCGUCUUGUGGCUUCUCAACUCACUUCCAAAAGUGCAGGAUCAAAGCAGCAGGGUGGAGGAGUAUCGGUGGUUGCCAAACUACAGGUUGCCAUCAACGGCUUUGGACGCAUCGGUAGGAACUUCCUGCGGUGCUGGCAUGGCCGCAAUGAUUCCCCGCUUGAGGUCGUCGUUGUCAACGAUAGUGCCGGUGUCAAAAGCGCCGCUCACUUGCUCAAAUAUGAUACCAUGUUGGGAACAUUCAAAGCAGACGUAAAGAUAAUUGACAACGAGACCAUAUCUGUUGAUGGGAAGCAUAUCAAGGUCGUCUCUAAUCGGGACCCUCUCAAGCUUCCGUGGGCUGAUUUGGGCAUUGACAUUGUCAUUGAGGGAACAGGUGUGUUUGUGGAUGGUCCAGGAGCAGGAAAGCACAUCCAAGCAGGUGCUAAGAAAGUCAUAAUCACUGCACCAGCUAAAGGUGCUGAUAUUCCAACCUAUGUUGUUGGUGUUAAUGAACAGGAUUACUACCAUGACAUCUCCAACAUCAUCAGCAAUGCAUCGUGCACUACUAAUUGUUUGGCUCCUUUUGUUAAGGUCAUGGAUGAGGAACUUGGUAUUGUUAAGGGAACAAUGACAACAACCCACUCUUACACUGGAGAUCAGAGGCUUCUAGAUGCAUCUCACAGGGACUUGAGAAGAGCGAGAGCGGCAGCACUGAACAUAGUGCCGACGAGCACGGGUGCAGCCAAGGCAGUGUCUCUGGUGCUGCCGAGGCUGAAAGGCAAGCUAAACGGAAUCGCUCUCCGGGUCCCAACCCCUAACGUCUCGGUCGUUGACCUGGUGGUGAACGUGGAGAAGAAAGGGGUGACGGCGGAAGACGUGAACGGAGCAUUCAGAAAGGCAGCGGAGGGUCCUCUGAAGGGAAUUUUGGACGUUUGUUACCUACCCCUCGUCUCGGCUGACUUCCGGAGCACCGACGUGUCCUCCACCAUCGAUGCGUCGUUGACUAUGGUGAUGGGUGAUGAUAUGGUCAAAGUUGUGGCAUGGUAUGACAAUGAGUGGGGAUACAGCCAACGGGUGGUGGAUUUGGCACAUCUAGUGGCAAGGAAGUGGCCGGGCAGGUCUGCCGCUGCUGCUGCCGCUGCAAGUGAAGACCCCUUGGACGAUUUCUGCAAGACCAACCCCAGUGAUGAGGAAUGCAAAGUCUAUGAAGCUUAAACCCCUUGUCUUUAUUUAUUUAUUUAAAAAAAUAUGCAAGAACCAUUAUUGAAUUUGGAUGAUGGAAGCUAAGGAGUGGGCCGGGUAACGGAUUUCGAUGAUUCAAGUUGCAAAAUGAUACUGACCGCAAGACGAAGCUCCGCCACCCCUAUCUACGACAAAAUAUCUGCUUUUGCUGAAGACCCGCUUCCACGACUUGUAACUCCGGCGAGCUCUAGGAUGCUCUGGUGACUACGAAUCGGUCUGGAAUUUAUUGGGAAGUAUUCCUAGACCUCUCACGACCCUCCUAUCUUGUUUAUAAGAAAUUUCUUACGUAAAUAUAUAUAUAUAUAUGUGUAUAUCUCCGGCGACCUAUAUGUAUAUAUAUAUGUAUAUAGGUGUUCUCACUCGGUUUUUUCAGUUUGUAGUGAUUUAGAAUGGAAAGAUAUCUUUAUUUAUAACUAUAGAACGAGCC
This is a messenger RNA of Cuscuta europaea, 2124 nucleotides long. The record is from the annotation of a GenBank genome assembly. Lineage: Eukaryota; Viridiplantae; Streptophyta; Magnoliopsida; Solanales; Convolvulaceae.